AAGCCUGUUGCCUAUGGAUUGCUCAACAUUGUCAGCGCUUCUGGCAUUGUUUUUGCCAACAAGGCGGUCAUGACUACGUUUGGGUUCCAUUUCAUUUACGCCUUGACGCUAAUACACACCAUCACCACACUCCUAGGCAUGAAGGUUUUCUGUUACAUGGGCCUGUAUGAGGCCAAAAAGCUGCCAAAGAUAGCCAUCGCACCACUGGCGGGCGCUUAUGUUGGGUACAUCGUCCUCAACAAUCUGAACCUCCAAUUGAACACAGUGGGCUUCUACCAGAUCAGCAAGAUUGCUGUGGCACCGGCGGUACUUUUGGCAGAGGCAGUGUUUUUCGGGAAGAGGGCAUCGCGAAAGGUGGUUGCGGCCAUUGUAGUUAUGGGUUCAAACUGGGUGGGCUGGGGAGUGGGCGGUGGGGCAGUCGCGUCCACUGCCCUGUACCAGAUCUGGGCGGGCACUAAGCAGAAGGAGCUGGGGGCCGGCAGCAUGCAGCCGCUGGGCUGGGCGGACCCCAUCCCUGGCACACUGCUGGGCUACCAAUACUCCUUCGCAGCCAUCGCCGCCAUUGCCAUCUCCGCCGCACUCGGCCUCCUGGUGAGCCUGUCGACGUUUCUGGUGAUCGGGGCGACGUCAUCGCUGACAUACAACGUGGUGGGCCACAUAAAGACAGUGAUCAUCUUGAUGGGCGGCUGCAUGUUCUUCGGCGACGAGAUGCCCCUCAAGAAGCUGGCCGGCAUCAGCGUCGCCAUGUCCGGCAUCAUCUGGUACUCGCAG
This is a messenger RNA of Coccomyxa subellipsoidea C-169, 771 nucleotides long. RefSeq lists its product as hypothetical. The record is from RefSeq and is a predicted model, not a curated record. The annotation marks the transcript as partial. NCBI's taxonomy places the organism in Eukaryota, Viridiplantae, Chlorophyta, Trebouxiophyceae, Coccomyxaceae. Gene Ontology annotation, cellular component: Golgi apparatus. The transcript is spliced from 5 exons. Gene Ontology annotation, molecular function: antiporter activity.